AUGGAAUUUGCCAGGACAAUUCAUACUGCCAGCCUACCAGCCUGCCAGCUCACCAGCCUGCCAGCCUGCCAGCCUGCCAGCCUGUCAGCCUGUCAGCCUGUCAGCCUGUCAGCCUGUCAGCCUGUCAGCCUGUCAGCCUGUCAGCCUGUCAGCCUGUCAGCCUGUCAGCCUGUCAGCCUUCCAGCCUGCCAGCCCACUAGCCUGUCAGCCUGUCAGCCUGCCAGCCUGUCAGCCUGCCUGCCUGCCAGCCUGCCAGCCUGCCAGCUCACCAGCCUGCCAGAAGCCUGCCAGCCCACUAGCCUGUCAGCCUGUCAGCCUGCCAGCCUGUCAGCCUGCCUGCCUGCCAGCCUGCCAGCCUGCCAGCCUGCCAGCCUGCCAGCCUGCCAGCCUGCCAGCCUGCCAGCCUAUCAGCCCAUCAGCCCAUCAGCCUGUCAGCCUGCCUGCCUGCCAGCCUGCCAGCCCACUAGCCUGUCAGUCUGUCAGCCUGCCUGCCUGCCAGCCUGCCAGCCCACUAGCCUGUCAGUCUGUCAGCCUGCCAGCCUGUCAGCCCACCAGCCCAUCAGCCCAUCAGCCCACCAGCCCUUCAGCCUGCCAGCCCACCAGCCUGCCAGCCCACCAGCCUGCCAUAAACCAGCCUGCCUCCUUUCACAGUCACGGCGCUCACAGCAGCGGUAA
Hyalella azteca is the source of this 675-nucleotide messenger RNA. Its product is annotated as transcriptional regulatory protein AlgP-like. NCBI's taxonomy places the organism in Eukaryota, Metazoa, Arthropoda, Malacostraca, Amphipoda, Hyalellidae. The coding region runs from base 1 to 675 and encodes 224 amino acids. The transcript has a single exon. The record is from RefSeq and is a predicted model, not a curated record.